This is a messenger RNA of Lentinula edodes (shiitake mushroom), 612 nucleotides long. RefSeq lists its product as uncharacterized. Gene Ontology annotation, cellular component: GINS complex. The transcript has a single exon. Lineage: Eukaryota; Fungi; Basidiomycota; Agaricomycetes; Agaricales; Omphalotaceae. The record is from RefSeq and is a predicted model, not a curated record. Bases 1 to 612 code for a protein of 203 amino acids. Gene Ontology annotation, biological process: DNA strand elongation involved in mitotic DNA replication; DNA replication.
AUGAGCACAGAGACGCGUCAAUUUGGCGACCUUGCGAACCAGCUAAUCAUGGAAUCGCGUCGAUCUACUCAGACAGAUACACUGUUGAAGUACAACGACUCGCUCGUUCGCUUGCUCAUUCGGGAACAGCGUGAUCUCGAAAGAGCUGCAGAGGCACUCGAGGCAAGAAUGGACGAACUGCAGGGCCCUCCUCCUGCUCUUUUGAUCAUUCAGACUGCUGUCUCCAGAAACAAACGCUGCCUUUUGGCCUAUCACUCUCAUCGCAUCGACCGUCUUCGUGAUCUUUAUUGGGAUGUUGGUGGUGCUCUGCCUCAUAUACUCAACAAUCAGGAUAUUAGGAGCAAAUUUUCCCCGCACGAGGUCGACUACCUUCGGCAAUAUAACAAUUCACUUAUGGAAUUCCGCUCUGAGUUUUCUCAUGAGCUCGAUAUAACUGCCAGUAUCACCAAUCCUCCCAAAGAUCUUCAUGUACUUGUGAACGUUGUAAAGGACUGCGGCGUCAUCCAAACCGAAUUAGGCAGCAUUAACUUCCAGAAAGGUCAAAGAUUUAUGGUGAGACGUGCGGACAUUGAGCAUCUCAUCAUACAAGGUUAUCUUGAGGAGGUUUCAUAG